Molecule: messenger RNA, 4423 nt
Organism: Fimicolochytrium jonesii
Lineage: Eukaryota; Fungi; Chytridiomycota; Chytridiomycetes; Spizellomycetales; Powellomycetaceae
Exons: 5
Coding region: 489-4127 (1212 amino acids)
Molecular function (GO): phosphopantetheine binding
Source: RefSeq, a predicted model, not a curated record
AGGCAAGACCCAUCGACCGCAUAGGCAGGCAUUCGGCAAAAGGAACUUUCUCAAAGGACGGUGAUGGAAAAAAGCGCAUCGUCCGCGAAAAGGGCGCUGACGGACGCAGAUGGCCGUCGUGCGGAGGUCCGAUGGGGAAGUUCAAAUUUAGCGGAGAGCGAGACGGGGAGGUGGGCAAAGUGGGGAGUUCCGCCGUUGCACACCCCCCACACACAACCAUAUUAUUAGGUGGUGCCAUCCUAUGACUGAUGACAUUUCAUGACUCCUGAUUCCGUUUGCCGCUGGGAAGUGGUCGUGCGCACACUUGCGAGCUCUCGGGGGGGAGCUUCUAGAACUGUGUGGGAUAAAAGGAAUCGUCGUCCAUCGACAGAAUCCUCUCUCGUGUCUGUAUAUGUACAGAAAUAUACAAAGCAAAACCGACCCGUGUACUUCACAUUAGUAUCAAACAGGAAUCGGCUACACUCAUUUGCCCCGAUACCGUACCCUUCAUGAUGCUCGGUAAACAAGCUCAAAGCAACGAUCCGGAUCAGCUUUCCUUCAUCCGUAAGGUCGAGCAGGCCGUCAUCAGGAACCCCAACAAUGAUUUCCUCAUGGCACCCACAGCCGAGCGUGAGGCUUAUGUUCCCAUGAAUGGGGAAAGACUUGCGAGUACUGUCAGGAGAGCGGUUGAUCACUAUGAGAAAUUGAUGGGGAGGCCGGAAAGUCCGGAUAAGAGAGUCGUGGCCUACCUCUCGACAUCCCACCCAGGCUUCUUCCUCAACAUCCUCGCCCUGAUGUCCCUCGACUACGUCCCCGUCGUUCUUUCGCCCAAAAACUCCAUGAUAUCGAUGGUCGACAUCCUCCAAAAGUCGAAAGCCGUCGCCAUUGUUUACGAACCUAAGCAGUUCAAAGCUAUAGUAGAUGAGAUGGUCCAAGCCGUGCCGGAUGUCAAGAAAUAUGAAGCGAUUGAUUUCACGGCUGAUUUGACUGCUGGCAACCACACGCAAACCAAAGACGAUGUGACAGAGACGGGCUUCGGCAUCCGCCCCGAAGUCCUCGCCGAAAACGAGUCGCCCUCCAGCCCUGACCGGGUGGUCGCCAUAAUGCACAGCUCGGGUUCCACCUCCAUGCCCAAGAUCCGUUUCUGGACCAACCAAUGCAUAGACCACAACACGAACAAGCCCAGGAUGAUGGCGCGCACCGACACCAACGGCUUCUUCCAACGCCUCCUCGUCUUCGCCCCCGUCUCGCACGCCUUGGGUCUAUGGCAGUGUUCCAGUGCCGUGCGGGCGGCCGCGACGGUCGUGUUUCCGUUACGGGCGUUCCCGCACCGUGGGGAGGAUAUUUUGAAAGCGAUUGAGCUGGGCAAGCCGGAUUAUGUGACGACUGCGCCGUCGUUGAUAGAGGAUGUUGUGAGGGCGUUGGAGAGGGAGCCGGAGAUGUGGAGGGUGAUGGAGACGGUGCAUACGGUUCUGACUGGAGGGGCGCCGUGUCCGCAGGCUGUGGGUGAUAAGAUGGUGGAGCAUGGGAUUAACAUGCGCAGUGGAUAUGGGUCUACCGAGGCCGGAACAGUCCUAGCACCCAUCGCUGGCUCCAAAGAAUGGAACCUCCUGCAACCCACCUGCGACCCCAAAUACCUCAAAUGGCAACCCUACGGCGAAAGGCCGGGCUUCUACAGAUUGUUUGUCAGAACCGAUUACCCCGGGUUCGCUGGGAAUGUCACUAGCGAGGAGUGGUAUGAUACAAACGAUAUCUGGAGGGAUAACGGGGAUGGACGGUAUGAGUAUAGGGGAAGGGGGGAUGAUAUUAUUGUCCACGUAAACGGCGAAAAAUCCAACCCAAUCCCCCUCGAAAUGGUGUUCCGCUCCUUCCACCCCCUCAUCAAAGACGCGCUCAUCCUCGGCAACAACCGCUUCCAAACCUCCGCCUUCAUCCUCCUGGACGCGCACGAAGCGCUCCAAUUCUCGCCCGCCGAGAUGCUGGAGAUCGUUGAUAGGGCCGUGGAGGCUGCGAAUGUGGUUGCGGCGAGCCACACGAAGUUGGUGGGAGAGUUGGUGGAGGUGUUGCCGCUUGGGCAUGAGGAUUUCCCGAGGACGGAGUCGAAGGGGAAUGUUAAGAGGAGGUUGGCGGAGAAGAUCCUCAAGGAGCGGUGUGAUAGGCUGUAUGAUCGGUAUGAGAAUGCUCGUGGAGGGGACGGUGAUAGCGCUGCGGCCGGUGGAAAGAACCUUGGCGACAUCAAACAGCUUGUCAUCAAAGCCGUCGCGGCAGUGAUGAAUCGCCCCGCUACAUCCUUCGAUGACCCGUCCCAACACGAGACCUCCCUCUUUGAACUCGGUCUGGAUUCACUCGGCGCCACGCAGCUGCGUAACCUCCUAUCGCGCGAAACCGGGGUCGACCUCCCGCGCGAUCUUGUUAUCAACUACUCCUCCGUUGGCGAGCUUGUGUCGUUUUUGGAAAAGACCGUCGGCAGUGGUAGCGGUGGGCUGGCGACGUCUGCGGAUCUAUCCUCCGUGAUCCGUGAGAAAGCAUCUCAGAUCAUCGCGCGACCCCUCGGUCCCGAGACGGACGACGUAUCGCUCUUUGAGCUCGGUUUGGACUCGUUGGGGGCGACGACGCUUAGUACUCGACUCACCAAACAGAUUGGGAAACAGGUUUGGGAGAAUGACAUCUUUGCGCACUCGAGCGUCUCUGGGCUUGCCGCUGUUCUGACCAAAUCGGGGACUGGACCGCAGAAGAAGCAGGCUGUUCAGACAUCUGCCGCAGCUACGACACAGGAGCAUCCCCAACUCGCCAAAGCCCGCCAGCUGGAAAAGAAGUACACCGCCAUGCUAACCGACCUAAUCCCCUUCGCAACAGCGUCCCCCACCACCCCCCAACAACCUGGCAGCCCCCGCACUGUCCUCCUCAGCGGCGCCACAGGGGCCCUAGGCACCGCAAUCCUCGAAACCCUCCUAUCCCUCCCCACCGUCUCCCGCGUCUACUCCCUGCACCGCGGGGGGAACGAUCUCACCCGCGAACGCCAGUCCUUUGAAUCGCGAUUCCUCGACUCGGAGAUCAUCACCCGCGCCGAGAAUGCGGGUCGUGUCGUCGGUCUGUCCUCUGCAUUCAACGAGAAGAACCUGGGUGUCUCCGACGAGGCAAUGUUCCGCGCCAUCCAGGACAACGUAACAGACGUCCUACACGUCGCGUGGCCCGUCAACUGGAGUUUCCCCGUCGACGCAUUCGACUCCACUCUCAUGGGCGUCUACAACCUCAUCAAGCUCUGCACCACAUCGCCCAAGCGCAAGACAUUGCAUUUCGUCUCCUCCAUCGCGGCGUACAGCAACCCCAAGGGCAAAAGCAUCCCUGAAGAGCCGGUACCCGCCGACCCGGGCGUCGCGUCACGUAUGGGUUACGGGCUCUCGAAAUGGGUCGCUGAACGCGUCAUCGAAGCCGCGAGCAACAACGAGCAGCUUAAACUGCAAGCCUCCAUAUUUCGCGCGGGCCAACUGUCCGCGGACUCGAAGCACGGGGUCUGGAACAAGACCGAUUUCUGGGUCGGUGUCGUCGCGUCGGGGAUCAACCUCGGUGUGUUGCCCGAGUUGCCUGCCACCGCGGACGAUAUCGAUUGGAUGCCCGUGGACUACGCCGCAAACUCCAUCCUCCAACUCGCGGGGAUCCUUCCGCAGCAGAACUGGGACGCGCGACAAACAAGUGACGCAAACACGUUCGACGUGUACCACAUCGCCAGCCCCAACCGCGUGUCCUGGCCCGCCGUCAUCAAAGCCCUCACCGCGGCGACUUCACGACGGAUGAGGACCCUCCCGCCUGCCGAAUGGGUCGGGGAGGUGUCCAAGCCUGCGUCGCGCGCCAAGAAUCCCGCGGUGCAGGAUCAGAUGAUUCCGGUUUUUGAGAGCAUGUUUGCUUCACGCCGGCAGGCUGGGGAACAGGAUGACACGGCUGAGACGGCGGCGGCAGAGGCUGAGAGCGGGAUCAAUGCCAAGUUCCUUGAUACGGCACGUACGGCGGCGCUUAGCGAGGUGAUGCGGGCCUGUAUUCCGAUGAGUGAUGUUGGGUAUUGGCGUGCGGUGAGGGCCUAUCUGGCGAAGGUUGGAAUGUUGGAUGAAGGGGUUGUGAAGGAGGGGUUUGCUGCUGCUGCUGAGGAGUAGGUGUAUAUACAUAGCAUCUCGAAGUAUCUGAUGGUAUGAUCCAUAUGUCUCGUUCAGCGCUUUUUGAGCAUUUUCUCGCUCCGUGUUUUUUCUUUCUUUGUACAUAACCACCUUCUUGUGAUGCGCUUUUUGAAGAUGUGCAUUCCCGCAACUUGCGGAUACGCCAGAAUACAUACCUGUCCAUGUAUACAAACCUCUUGGUCUUGAGCGUCGAUAGAGAUCAACGAAUGCAAACUUGAGACUGGGGGGCCUUCAAUCCACACAACCGGGUGGAUAGCGACGGUGCUUCUAUGACA